UGUGAAGUUAGUUUGGAAAUUCAAUAGUACAUUGCAACACUUGAAAGAGGAGUAUUUAAAGAGCGACACUCAUCAUUUGAGAUGCAACAGUGAAGUGACUAGGAAUUCCGUGAAGAUUUCAACUUUAAAGAUUCGUUUAUUAAAAAUGCUGAAGUUUGUAUUGCUCUUCACCGUUUGGACUUUGGCCGUAGUGACAGACGGAUCUACCAUUAUGGAUCCAAAGCGUCUAGUAAAACGAGAAGUCACAAUCCAGUUAUGUGGAAGGAACCUAAUGGCGACACUCGACUUGCUUUGUAACGGCAGAAGUAUAUUUCUCAGCGACGAUAACAGAGUUAGAAAGAGAACUGCUGAUCCUUACCCUGUUAAAGACCCCGUUGCCUAUUCUACCACAGAACGUGAUGGAGGUGGAUCUGGCACCGCCUCGGAACAUCUGCUCCUCUCACUAAUCAGUAGUAGUUCAGAGUCCAGAGGGGUUGUCGAUGAAUGCUGCAGAAAUCGCUGUUCUGCAACUACUUUAAUCUCAUACUGCUACUAAAAGUCAUAUGCUCAUACUGCUCAGCGUCUUAAUACAUGGCCAAACUCGAGUGUCUUUCAAGAAUAGACA
Argiope bruennichi is the source of this 604-nucleotide messenger RNA. Its product is annotated as insulin-like. Gene Ontology annotation, cellular component: extracellular region. The coding region runs from base 146 to 535 and encodes 129 amino acids. Gene Ontology annotation, molecular function: hormone activity. The record is from RefSeq and is a predicted model, not a curated record. The transcript has 3 exons. Lineage: Eukaryota; Metazoa; Arthropoda; Arachnida; Araneae; Araneidae.